This is a messenger RNA of Gavialis gangeticus (Gharial), 6012 nucleotides long. It is a transcript of the gene MYH7B, whose product is annotated as myosin heavy chain 7B. Gene Ontology annotation, cellular component: myosin complex. Gene Ontology annotation, molecular function: ATP binding; actin filament binding; cytoskeletal motor activity. The record is from RefSeq and is a predicted model, not a curated record. The coding region runs from base 63 to 5894 and encodes 1943 amino acids. NCBI's taxonomy places the organism in Eukaryota, Metazoa, Chordata, Crocodylia, Gavialidae. The transcript has 42 exons.
CUGGAGGCUUUGGUUUCUCCUCUUUUUGCUGCUGCCAAACUUUCUUCUUUCCACCAGGCAAGAUGUCUAUGUUAGAUAUGACCGAGUUUGGGGAGGCUGCUGAAUACCUCCGAAAAAGCUACACAGAGCAAUUGAAGCUUCAAACCAUCCCGUUUGAUGGAAAGAAGCGAGCGUGGAUCCCAGAUGAGAAGGAAGCCUACCUUGAAAUUGAAAUCAGAGAAUCCUCUGGUGGCAAAGUCACCGUGGAAACCAAAGAUAAGCAAACUCGUGUUGUCAAGGAGGAUGACAUCCAGCAGAUGAAUCCUCCUAAGUUUGAUAUGAUAGAAGACAUGGCUAUGCUGACUCAUCUAAAUGAGGCCUCUGUGCUAUACAACUUAAAACGCCGCUAUUCCCACUGGAUGAUCUAUACCUAUUCAGGAUUAUUCUGUGUCACUAUAAACCCAUAUAAGUGGCUUCCAGUCUACACUGCCCCUGUGGUAGCAGUCUACAAGGGAAAGCGGAGGUCUGAGGUCCCACCCCACAUCUACUCCAUUGCGGACAAUGCCUACAAUGACAUGUUGCGCAAUCGUGAGAACCAGUCAAUGCUCAUCACCGGAGAAUCUGGUGCUGGUAAGACUGUAAACACCAAGAGGGUCAUUCAGUACUUUGCCAUUGUCGCAGCCUUGGGCGACACACCGGGCAAGAAAACACAAGCUCCUGCCACUAGAACUGGGGGAACCCUUGAAGAUCAAAUCAUUGAGGCUAAUCCAGCUAUGGAAGCCUUUGGCAAUGCCAAAACCUUGAGAAAUGACAACUCUUCACGCUUUGGCAAGUUCAUUCGAAUCCAUUUUGGCCCCUCCGGGAAGUUGGCCUCUGCUGAUAUUGACAUAUACUUGCUGGAAAAAUCAAGAGUGAUUUUCCAGCAACCUGGAGAGAGAAGCUACCACAUCUACUACCAGAUCCUAUCUGGGAAGAAACCAGAGCUCCAAGACAUGCUGCUGCUCUCUCUCAACCCCUAUGACUACCACUUUUGUUCACAAGGCGUAACGACUGUGGACAACCUGGAUGAUGGCGAGGAACUAAUGGCUACAGAUCAUGCCAUGGAUAUCCUGGGCUUCAGCAAUGAUGAGAAGUAUGGCUGCUAUAAAAUAGUGGGAGCCAUCAUGCACUUUGGCAACAUGAAGUUCAAGCAGAAGCAGAGGGAGGAGCAGGCUGAAGCUGAUGGCACUGAAAGUGCUGACAAGGCUGCCUAUCUCAUGGGAAUCAGCUCAGCUGAUCUCAUCAAAGGGCUGCUCCAUCCCAGAGUGAAAGUAGGAAAUGAGUAUGUGACCAAAGGUCAGAAUGUUGAACAGGUGGUGUACGCAGUCGGGGCCUUGGCAAAAGCCACCUACGAUCGUAUGUUUAAGUGGCUGGUGACUCGUAUCAACAGAACCCUAGACACCAGGCUGGCCAGGCAAUUCUUCAUUGGAGUACUGGACAUUGCAGGCUUUGAGAUCUUUGAGUAUAACAGCUUUGAGCAGCUAUGCAUCAAUUUCACCAAUGAGAAAUUGCAGCAGUUCUUCAACCACCACAUGUUUGUUCUGGAGCAAGAAGAAUACAAAAAGGAAGGCAUUGAGUGGGUCUUCAUUGACUUUGGCCUGGAUUUGCAAGCCUGCAUUGAUCUGAUUGAGAAGCCCCUGGGAAUCCUUUCCAUCCUGGAGGAGGAAUGCAUGUUUCCCAAAGCCUCUGACAUGUCCUUCAAAGCCAAGCUGUAUGACAACCACAUUGGAAAGUCGCCCAACUUCCAAAAGCCGCGGCCAGAUAAAAGGCGCAAAUAUGAGGCUCAUUUUGAGCUGGUACACUAUGCUGGAGUGGUGCCUUACAAUAUCAUUGGGUGGCUGGAUAAGAAUAAAGACCCCCUGAAUGAGACAGUGGUGGCUAUCUUCCAGAAAUCUCAGAAUAAGCUCCUGUCUGCUGUAUAUGAGAAUUAUGUGAGUGCCACUUCAGAAGAUCCACCCAAGUCAGGAAUCAAGGAGAAGCGUAAGAAGGCAGCUUCCUUCCAAACUGUGUCUCAGCUGCACAAGGAGAACCUCAACAAGCUGAUGACUAACCUGCGUGCCACCCAGCCUCACUUUGUCCGCUGCAUCAUCCCCAAUGAAACUAAGACCCCAGGAGCCAUGGACCCCUUCCUGGUGCUGCACCAACUGCGGUGUAAUGGUGUGCUGGAGGGCAUUCGGAUUUGCCGCAAAGGAUUCCCAAACAGGAUCCUCUAUGCUGAUUUCAAGCAACGCUAUCGUAUCCUGAAUCCUGCUGCUAUUCCUGAUGACAAGUUUGUGGACAGCAGAAAGGCCACAGAGAAACUGCUGAGCUCCUUGGAUCUGGAUCACACACAGUUCAAAUUUGGUCACACUAAGGUAUUUUUCAAAGCUGGUUUGCUGGGCCAUUUAGAGGAGAUGCGAGAUGAGCGGCUGGCCAAAAUCCUAACAAUGCUGCAGGCCAGAAUCCGUGGGCGGCUGAUGCGUAUUGAGUAUCAGAAGAUCAUCAGCAGGAGGGAUGCACUCUACACCAUCCAGUGGAACAUCCGUGCUUUCAAUGUUGUUAAGAAUUGGUCCUGGAUGAAGCUCUUCUUUAAGAUCAAGCCCCUGCUCAGGUCAGCUCAGACUGAGAAGGAAAUGGCCACCCUGAAGGAGGAGUUCCAGAAGCUGAAGGAGGCUUUGGAGAAGUCAGAGGCUAAGAGGAAGGAGCUAGAAGAGAAACAAGUCACCAUGAUUCAGGAGAAAAAUGACCUGGCUCUCCAGCUCCAGGCUGAGCAAGACAACCUGGCCGAUGCAGAAGAGCGCUGUGACCUGCUGAUCAAAGCCAAGAUACAGCUAGAGGCUAAAGUGAAGGAGCUGACAGAGCGUGUGGAGGAUGAAGAGGAGAUAAAUUCAGACCUGACCUCCAAGAAACGCAAGCUGGAAGAUGAAUGUGCUGAAUUGAAAAAGGACAUUGAUGACCUAGAAAUCACACUGGCAAAGGUGGAGAAGGAGAAGCAUGCCACGGAGAACAAGGUUAAAAACCUGAUUGAAGAAAUGGCUGCUCUAGAUGAGGUCAUUGCCAAGCUUACCAAAGAGAAGAAAGCACUGCAAGAGGCACAUCAACAGGCCCUAGAUGAUCUGCAGGCCGAGGAGGACAAGGUCAACACCCUGACCAAGGCCAAAGUCAAACUGGAGCAGCAAGUGGAUGAUUUGGAAAGUUCUCUUGAACAAGAGAAGAAGAUAAGGAUGGACCUGGAACGAGCAAAGCGCAAGCUGGAAGGGGACCUGAAGCUGACACAGGAGUCAGUGAUGGAUUUGGAAAAUGAUAAGCAACAACUGGAAGAGAAACUCAAAAAGAAGGACUUUGAAAUGAACCAGUUAAACUCCAGGAUUGAAGAUCAGCAGGUGCUUGAGGCACAGCUGCAAAAGAAAAUCAAAGAGCUCCAGGCCCGUAUUGAGGAGUUGGAGGAGGAGCUGGAGGCUGAGAGAGCUGCCAGAGCCAAGGUAGAGAAGCAGCGUGCAGAAGUGGCCCGAGAGUUGGAGGAGCUGAGUGAGCGGCUGGAGGAGGCUGGUGGUGCCACAGCCAUCCAGCUGGAAAUGAAUAAGAAGCGGGAGGCUGAGUUCCUGAAGCUGCGCCGGGACCUGGAGGAGGCAACACUGCAGCAUGAAUCAACAGCUGCAGCCCUGCGCAAGAAGCAUGCUGACUCGGUAGCUGAGCUGAGUGAGCAGAUCGACAACCUUCAACGAGUCAAGCAGAAGCUGGAGAAAGAGAAGAGUGAGAUGAAGAUGGAAGUGGAUGACCUAUCCUCCAACAUUGAAUACCUCACCAAGAACAAGGCAAAUGCUGAAAAGCUGUGCCGAACCUACGAGGAUCAGCUGAAUGAAGCCAAGUCCAAAGUGGAUGAGCUGCAGCGGCAGCUGGCUGACGUGAGCACCCAGCGAGCCAGGCUGCAGACAGAGAGUGGGGAGCUGAGCCGGCUCCUGGAGGAAAAGGAGUCUUUUAUCAACCAGUUGACCCGUGGGAAGACCUCAUUUACACAGAUGAUUGAGGAGCUCAAGAGGCAGCUAGAAGAAGAGACCAAGUCCAAAAAUGCCUUAGCGCAUGCCCUGCAAGCAUCUCGCCAUGACUGUGACCUCCUGCGGGAACAGUAUGAGGAAGAGGUAGAAGCCAAGAGUGAGCUCCAGAGGUCCCUGUCAAAGGCCAAUGCUGAGGUGGCCCAGUGGAGAACCAAGUAUGAGACGGAUGCCAUUCAAAGGACAGAAGAACUAGAGGAGGCGAAGAAGAAGCUGGCCAUCAGGCUGCAGGAGGCAGAGGAGGCUGUGGAGGCUGCACACGCCAAGUGCUCCUCCCUAGAGAAAACUAAGCACCGGCUGCAGACGGAGAUCGAGGAUCUGUCCAUUGACUUGGAGAGAGCCAACUCUGCAGCUGCUGCCCUGGACAAAAAGCAGCGCAACUUUGACAGGAUCAUUGCUGAGUGGAAACAGAAGUAUGAAGAGACCCAGGCAGAGCUGGAGGCCUCACAGAAAGAGUCUCGUAGCCUGAGCACUGAACUCUUCAAGCUCAAGAAUGCCUACGAGGAGUCCCUGGACAACCUGGAGACCCUCAAACGAGAGAACAAAAACCUGCAAGAGGAGAUUGCUGACUUGACAGACCAGAUCAGCAUGAGUGGCAAGACGAUCCAUGAGCUGGAGAAGCUGAAAAAGACCCUGGAGUGUGAGAAGAGUGAGAUCCAGGCUGCCCUGGAGGAGGCUGAGGGGGCACUGGAACAUGAAGAGAGCAAGACCCUGAGAAUCCAGCUGGAGUUGAACCAGGUCAAGGCUGAUGUGGACAGGAAACUAGCAGAGAAGGAUGAGGAAUUUGAGAACCUGAGGCGCAACCACCAGCGUGCCAUGGAUUCCAUGCAGGCCACGCUGGAUGCAGAGGCUAAAGCUAGGAAUGAAGCCAUCAGGCUGAGGAAGAAGAUGGAGGGAGACUUGAAUGAGAUGGAGAUACAGCUGAGCCACGCCAACCGCCAGGCUGCUGAGGCCCAGAAGAUGGUUCGGCAGCUCCAGUCUCAAAUCAAAGACCUGCAAAUUGAGCUGGAUGACACCAUGCGCCAUAAUGAUGACCUCAAGGAGCAGGCAGCAGCCCUAGAGAGGCGCAACAACCUGCUGCUGGCAGAGGUGGAGGAGCUGCGGGCAGCACUGGAGCAAGCUGAGCGGGGCAGGAAGCUAGCUGAGCAGGAACUGUUGGAGGCUACUGAAAGAGUGAAUCUGCUUCACUCACAGAACACAGGCCUGAUUAACCAGAAGAAGAAGAUGGAGGCAGACAUUGCCCAACUGACCACAGAGGUGGAAGAGGCUGUGCAGGAAUGUCGCAAUGCAGAGGAGAAGGCCAAGAAAGCAAUCACAGAUGCAGCCAUGAUGGCAGAGGAACUGAAGAAGGAGCAGGACACAAGUGCCCACCUGGAGCGGAUGAAGAAGAACAUGGAACAGACCAUCAAGGACCUGCAGAUGCGCCUAGAUGAGGCUGAGCAGAUUGCCCUCAAAGGAGGCAAGAAGCAGAUCCAGAAGCUGGAGGCCAGAGUGAGGGAGCUGGAGGGGGAGCUGGACAUUGAGCAGAAGAAGACAGCUGAGGCCCAGAAAGGCAUCCGCAAGUAUGAGAGGAGGAUCAAGGAGCUGACCUACCAGACUGAGGAGGACAGAAAGAACCUGGCCCGGAUGCAGGACCUGAUUGACAAACUGCAGACCAAAGUCAAGAGCUACAAGCGGCAGUAUGAGGAAGCAGAGCAGCAGGCUAAUUCCAACCUGGUGAAAUACCGCAAGGUACAGCAUGAACUGGAUGAUGCAGAGGAGCGAGCUGACAUUGCUGAGACACAGGUCAACAAGCUGCGUGCCCGCAGCAGGGAGGUGGUCAUCACAUCGAAGCAUGAAGAGUAGAAGCCAGAAAAUGCCAGCCUCACUCCUCCUAUUACAUAUGCCUGAUGCACCUUAGGUGCAAAUGGCUGCAACAGUCAUUGCAUCUUUUUACUGAGUGAAUAAAGUUAGCUUUCCAAGA